Messenger RNA from Lingula anatina, 1348 nucleotides. RefSeq names its product beta-1,4-galactosyltransferase 4. Gene Ontology annotation, cellular component: Golgi apparatus. Gene Ontology annotation, molecular function: galactosyltransferase activity. Lineage: Eukaryota; Metazoa; Brachiopoda; Lingulata; Lingulida; Lingulidae. The record is from RefSeq and is a predicted model, not a curated record. Gene Ontology annotation, biological process: carbohydrate metabolic process.
GACCCCUCUUUACUAAUCAAACGAGGUCCAAAUUAAUUACAGAAAGAUGAACGAAGAUCUGGUCGCUAACUCUUUGGGUUUAUGCCAUGAAAACCAGGAAAAUUUAGGAAAUACAUUUAAAGUUAAUCUGAAUCUUUUGCCAAUGCCAAAUAGAACGGAGCUGUUUAAAGAGGUCGCCACCGGAGGCCGAUGGGCACCUACGUCAUGCAAACCUAGGGACCACGUGGCCAUCAUCAUCCCUUACCGUGACAGACAAGAACACCUGGAUAUUCUGCUCCAAAAUCUUCAUCCUUUUCUACAAAGUCAGAAGUGCCAAUACCAGAUAUUUGUCGUUGAACAGGCGCAUCCAGAACCUUUUAACACGGGGUAUGCCAAAAAUGUAGGAUUUGUAGAGGCCAGUGCCCUGUUUAAUUUCACCUGCUACAUAUUUCAAGACGUGGAUAAAAUCCCUAUGAACAAUUCACUACUGUAUAGAUGUCCGCCUGACAGAGUUUUUCAUUUUGCCUCUGCUGAGGACAGGUUUCAUUACAGGCUACCCCAUGUCAACUACACCGGAGGUGUUAUUGGGGUAACUUCCGACACAUUCAAGAAGAUAAACGGAUUUCCUAAUCAUUUGAUUAGAUGGGGUGGCGAUGACGACGACCUUUUUCAGAGGAGUGUCUCUCAAAACGUUCCCAUUCAGCAUGCCAACAAACAUUUAGGCAUGUACAGAGUAUUAAAUCAUACAAGACUGCCUGGCUCCGAAAACAAGGAGGGUUAUCCAAUGGUGGUGUUUGCAUCGCAACUGUAUAAACACUACGGACCGUGGGAUAGUGGACUGAUCACGCUGAACUACACCCGACUAGCAACAGAGUAUAGGCAAACACACACGUGGAUCAAAUACAAUGUAGAUCAGAAAAGCAUGAUGAAGACCGCAUGGAGGGGCAUUAUGGACACCAAGUAUGACAAAGCAAUCCAUGGUACCUAUUGGGCAAUUAACUACGAACGGGCUUACAAAAUAUUUCCUAAAAUUAAAGAAGAAAUGGAGAAGAAAGCAAGCGCCUCUGCACGUAUCUCACUGAAGAAAAUAAAACAGCACAGGAAAGUUCGCCCAAAGAGUGCAAACUCACGACGACAUAAGAUGUAUAUUAAGGGUUUUUGAUCUUCCCGUCUAAAAACAUCCAAUUUUUAACGCAUGCUCUGUAAGGAGUGUAGUACUGAUUUUAUGAACAAUCAAAAGACGUUAAAAUAAGAUUAGAAUGAGGUGAUUCUUUUCACAACUACAAAAACAUACAGAGAGCGCAGACUGACGCUAAGGACUCUGCACUGAUAAAAAUGUGGAAGAUGAAGAGGCAUUCAUAGCACAAAG